GUCACCAUAAGUCAGAAACAACUUGAAGGCGCACCACAACAACAAGAACAAAAUGAACCGGGAUUAAGGAACCACUUAAAGCUUGGUCAAAUUUUGUGACUAUCCUUAAAAGGAUAAAUGUAUCUAUCGAUAAGUGGAUGAGUAGACAUUUGGGGAAAUGAUUACCUAAACUGGCAGUUCUCCCAAAAAUUAUAUAAGAUCCCCUGGCACUUUUGAAUGUUGAUGUUUAGAGCAAGUCUUGCAAGAAACAGCCAUGGGUGAAUUUGAAGUAAUUUCUUACUGUAAGAUAGUAAAGAACUUUGCAUUUUGGCACUGAUGCUACUUUGCUUUUUCAAUUUUUUUAGCCAUGAGAGUCGUGGGAAGAAAGAGGGAGGUUCUCUCUCUGUGAAAGGGAACAUCUCGGAGGAGAGAUCAUUUCUGAAUGGAGAAUGUUGUUUCUCCUUCUUUAAGCAUCUGGUCUCCUUUGAGGAGGUGGCUGUGUAUUUUGCAAGGAAGGAGUGGCAUCUCCUGGAUCUAGUCCAGAGGAAUCUCUACAAGGAAGUCAGGCUGCAGGAUGACAUGAACAGGAUCUCUCUGGCUACUGGUCUACUUUGAACAGGUGGUCGUGUAUAUCAUUGAGGAGGAGUGGCAUCUCCUACAUUGAGGCCUUAGGGCUCUCUGCAAGGAAGUCAGGAUGGAGGGUGAUGAGAAUGUGGUCUCUCCAGCAGGUAAUGAACAGGAGAAGAAUUUAGUGGAGCCCUCAGUGUUGUCAUGGAAAAAUACCAAGACUGUUGAGAACAAAGAGGAAUUUGGAAAUCAAGGGGGAUUGGAAAGACAAAAAGGAAACCAGUCAGAGAAUGGGGAGAACUGCCCUAUUUCUGAAAGUGGGGGUAUUUGUGAACUUGGGACUCCCCAGGAAAAGCACAAAGGGAAAAGAAAGGUAAACUGUCCUGUUUGUGGGAAAAUAUUCCAAUAUAAAUCUCAGUUAAACUUACAUUACAGAAUGCACACAGGGGAGAAACCAUAUAAAUGUAUGGAAUGUGGAAAGUGCUUCAGUGAUUAUAGAACAUGUCCUAAACAUCAAAGAACUCACACAGGGGAGAAGCCAUAUAAAUGCAAGGAAUGUGGUAGGAGCUUCAGUCAAAGAGGAAAUCUACAGAGACAUCAAAGAAUGCACACAGGGGAGAAACCAUAUAAAUGCAUGGAAUGUGGAAAGAGCUUUAGUCAGAGUGGACAUCUACAUACACAUCAAAGAAUUCACACGGGGGAGAAACCACAUGAGUGCAUGCGAUGUGGAAAAUGCUUCAGUGAUUAUGGAGCAUAUAUUAAGCAUCAGCGAACUCACACAGGGGAGAAACCACAUGAGUGCAUGGAAUGUGGAAAGAGCUUCUCUUGUCACAGGAGUCUAUAUUCACAUAAAAGAACUCACACAGGGGAGAAGCCAUAUAAAUGCACAGAAUGUGGAAGGAGUUUCGGUCAGCGUUCACAUCUAUGUGCACAUAAGAGAACUCACUCAGGCGAGAAACCAUAUGAAUGUGUGGAAUGUGGAAAGAGUUUCUCUCAAAGUCACACUUUACGUUUACAUGAAAGAACUCACACAGGAGAGAAACCAUACAAAUGCACAGAAUGUGGAAAGUGCUUCAGUGAUUGUGGAUCGUGUACUAACCACCAAAGAACUCACACUGGGGAGAAGCCAUAUAAAUGCAUUGAAUGUGGGAAGAGCUUCAGUAAGAGUGGUAAUCUACGUAUACAUCAAAGAACUCACACAGGGGAGAAACCAUAUCAAUGUAGGGAAUGUGGAAAGAGCUUUAGUGAUAGUGGACAUCUACGUUCACAUGAAAGAACCCACAUGCGGGAGAAACCACAUAAAUGCAUCAAAUGUGGAAAGAGCUUCAGUCAGCAUGCAAAACUACGUUCACAUCAAAACAAGUCACACAAGGAAGAAACCAUAUAGGCAGCUCACACCAUUUACAGGUUUAACUUUUAUAGAUUUGAUUGUUCACACAAUUGCCAUCAGUAGAAUCAUAUAAUACAAUUAUAGAGAUUGAAGAGAGCACAAUCAAAGCCCUCCCAACAAAUGGCCAGCUAUUCCUGUACUACCUCUGUCUAUUCUGUGUUGCAUGUCCCUUGCUGCAUCAUCUGCUCCAUUUCCCCCAAACUGAGCACUGUUCUCAUUUCAGGAGAAGAAGGUGCGAGUAGGGUAUUAAAAGAGCUGGCAAAUGUAAUAUCAGAGCCAUUGGCAAUAAUCUUUGAGAACUGGAGAACAGAAGUCCCAGCAGACUGGAGGAGGGCAAACGUCCCCAUCCUCAAAAAGGGAAAAAAGAGGGCCCAAACAAUUACUGCCCAGCUAGCCUGCCAUCAAUACCAGGAAAUAUUCUAGAGCAGAUAACUAAACAUAGGCUUCUGUAAGCAUUUAGGAAGGAAUGCCAUAAUCACUAAAAGUCAACGUGGGUUUCUCAAAAACAAUUCUUGCCACACUAAUCGUAUCUCUUUUUUUGAUAAAAUCACCACUUGGUAGAUGAAGAGAAUGCUGUGGACGUAUCAUAUCUUGAUUUCAGUAAUGCCUUUGACAAGGUCCCCCAUGACGUUCUUGCAAACAAGCUAAUAAAAGCUGGGCUAAACAAUGGAACUGUUAGGUGGAUUUGUCUUUGGUUGACCAACCAAACUCAAAGGGUCCUCACCAAUAUGUGAGGUGAGACGAUAGCCCUGUUUAAAUAUUUGAAAGGAUGUCAUACAGAAGAUGGAGUUUGUUUUCUGCAGCUUCAGAGAACAGGAC
Sceloporus undulatus (fence lizard) is the source of this 2755-nucleotide messenger RNA. Its product is annotated as zinc finger protein OZF-like. Gene Ontology annotation, molecular function: RNA polymerase II cis-regulatory region sequence-specific DNA binding; DNA-binding transcription factor activity. NCBI's taxonomy places the organism in Eukaryota, Metazoa, Chordata, Lepidosauria, Squamata, Phrynosomatidae. The transcript is spliced from 3 exons. The record is from RefSeq and is a predicted model, not a curated record. Gene Ontology annotation, biological process: regulation of transcription by RNA polymerase II. The coding region runs from base 674 to 1933 and encodes 419 amino acids.